Messenger RNA from Saccostrea echinata, 5731 nucleotides. Its product is annotated as NACHT and WD repeat domain-containing protein 2-like. The coding region runs from base 183 to 5504 and encodes 1773 amino acids. Gene Ontology annotation, molecular function: protein binding. The record is from RefSeq and is a predicted model, not a curated record. The transcript has 29 exons. NCBI's taxonomy places the organism in Eukaryota, Metazoa, Mollusca, Bivalvia, Ostreida, Ostreidae.
UUUUAAAAGCCGGGUAGCUUCGCGUUUCUUUUAUUAGGUGCUUCAAUCGAUAUAUCUAUUAUUACAAAUAUACAAACCAUCGUGCAUGAAGUAAGCCUGGCUUAUGCUGUCAUCCGAGGAAUUUUGGAUUUCACGGACGUGGAGGCAUGUUGGAAUUGGUUCAGUGAUGUAAAACUGUAAACAUGGGCAGCUCGGCAGGGAAAGAGAAACAGCCCACGGAAAAGGGAGAUUCCAAUGAUAAUGUCGUGCAAAAGAAGACAGUUUCCCCACCAAUCUCUCAGUCAAAACCCAAUGGAAAUUCGGAAACAGUACAGCAAUCAGAACGUGUUUUGCAGAAAAGGAAAACGGAGAAUGGGGGUCAAGAAGUGGUUAACAAUAGACAUGAGCGACCCAGGACCAGUAAAGAAAGGGUUCAAAUGCAAAGGGAGAAAACUAUAAUGGUACCAAAGGAAAGAACUCCAAAGCUUCAACGACAAAAAACGAGUGGAUUUAAAAGAGAAAAGACAAUGGGAUUAACAAGACAAAAGACGGUGCUCAAUGAUAAAGCCUUGAAAGGAAAGAAGCUGACAAAAACAAUAUCAAAGGAACAUAUCACGCCAUCAACAUUAAAAUCUGGCAUGAACGCUAUUCUUUUGGGGAGUACAUCGGUGGAUCUUCCGUCUACAGCCAAAAUAGUUCGGAUAUUCACCAGCAGUACAUUCAAGGACACAGAGAAUGAAAGAAAUAUGUGGAUGACCGAGGCAUAUCCCACAAUCAAACUGUUUUGCCAGAAGCUUGGUUACGAGUUUCAGGUGGUGGACAUGCGCUGGGGAGUCCGAAAUGAGAGUGUAGACGAACACAAUGGUACAGAGAUGUGUCUACGAGAAGUGCAACAAUGUCAAAGGCUUUCAACGGGGCCCAACUUUGUUUCCCUUCUGUCACAUCGAUACGGAUAUAGAAAUCUACCAAGAGUGAUAGAGGCUUCCGAGUUCGAGAAGUUGGUAGAAGCUGUCGACCCCGAGCCCAAAAAGGUCCUGCUCAAAUGGUAUCGCCGUGACGAGAACUCUGUGCCGCCGGUUUAUGCUCUUACACAAAUUAGCAAAUUUCUGCCUGAUUUCUUGUCAACUGAUUCUCAAAAGAAGAGAGAAGCAGCAAACCAAUUCUGGAAAGAAAAUGACAUCAUGCAAGAUGCCUUAGAAAUGGCUGCUAAUCAAGUCCUGGGACCGGAAGAUGCGCGCAGAUACGUUAUAUCAGUCACAGAAAAGGAGACACAGAUGGGGAUUUUGGAGGCUGAAGAUCCAGAAUCUCACUGUCUUUGGUUUAGAAGAAGAAUCAAAGGCAUUGAAGAUUUGGAACCCAGUACAAUUGUUUCUCAUUAUAUAGACAGCACAGGCCCUGAGGAAAAAUGGAGAAAAAACAGAGCUUUACUAAAAGAGCUUUGUGACAACAGGAUUCCAGAAGUUCUUCCUGCUAAAAAUAUACACCAGUAUGAAGUGGAAUGGAAACAAGGAAUCAACUCAAGCAAUCCAGAUCACAAGAAAUAUUUAUCAAAAAUGACUUCGGAUUUUACGACAAGAAUGUGCUCCAUGAUCCAAGAAGCGAUUGAAGAACGAAGAAAGUCGGAGAAAGGGGACUCUCUGAUCCAGGAGAUCAUCAAUCAUACAAGCUUCUGUAAAACCAAGCUGGAAAAUUUCCACGGCAGGGAGAAAGCGCAGGAGAGAAUAAAACAAUACCUGAAAGACAAGAGCUCCAGAAUUCUAGCCAUUCACGGAUCUUCCGGUAGUGGAAAGACAACUCUCAUGGCAAAAGCUGUCGAAAUCUCAGCAAAUUCUUUGCGAAAAACGAUGAAUAAGACGGUGGCUGUCGCUUUCAGGUUUGUUGGAACAACCCCUGGUAGUUCUAAUGUAAGCGCUCUUUUGGAGAGUCUCACAAAACAGAUUACAUUAAUAUACCAAGAAGACCUUAAAGUAUCAGAGGAGCUAAGAGAACUUGUUGAACAGUUCGAGCAUGUGCUACAUUACGCAAGCGCAGAGCUCCCUCUGGUUGUGAUGAUUGACUCAUUAGACCAGUUGGAUCCUGCUAACAAUGCCAGAAAUCUCUUCUGGCUUCCCCAGGAGCUUCCCCCUCAUGUUAAAUUAAUUGUUUCUACACUGGAAGAGGACAUUUAUGAAUGCUUUCCAAAUCUUCAGGGCUUCCUUCCUCCAGAAAACCUCUUCUCCAUACCAAAGCUUCCAGCAAAUGACGCCAGCGGAAUUGUAGACCACUGGUUAAAAAGCAAAGGCCGUUGUAUCACCAAAAGACAACGACAGAUACUAUUGCAAGCAUUUGAAAAGUGUCCCUUACCGUUGUAUCUGAAGAUGUCUUUGGACGAAGCCUGUCGCUGGAAUUCAUUCUCUCCAGACUCGGAAACUGUUUUGGAGAAGACGAUUCGAGAAAGCAUUAAUGCUCUUUUUCAACGUCUUGAGAAAUCUCAUGGAGUUCUGAUGAUGUCACGAUCAAUGGGUUACCUCACUGCAGCUAGGAAUGGUUUAUCGGAAUCUGAAUUGGAAGACAUUUUGUCAUGUGAUGAUGAUGUUUUGAAUGACGUAUACCAGUACUGGAAACCACCAAUUAGACGCCUUCCCCCUCUGAUGAUGGCAAGACUACGGACAGAUCUUCAGCAAUAUCUUGUGGAACGGGGUGCCGACAACGUAACUGUAACCAGCUGGUAUCACAGACAAUUUCUGGAAGCUGCUGAAAAUAGAUACUGUCCACCAAACGAUAUUACAUUCCUUCACAGCCAACUUGCAGAUUUCUUCGACGGAAAAUGGGCCAAUGAAAAGAAACCAUACAAAGACAAGGAUGGGAAGAAUAAUGAAGAAAUUCGCCAUGUGAUGUCACAACCUUUGAUGUAUGGCGACACCUACAAUCUCCGAAAGCUGAACAAUCUGCCGUAUCAUCUGAUCCAUGCAGGGAAUGUUGCAGCUCUGAAAGAAAAAUGUUUAUGCAAUUUUGAGUUUCUUCAGCACAAGCUUUUGGCGACUUCCUGCAGAGAAGUAAUAGACGAUUUCGAUCUAGCAAGGCGUUCAUUUCCGAAAGAAAAGGACUUAGAAUUGAUUGGAGAAGCUUUUCAACUCUCAGAAGAUGACGUCAUCUACGAUCCCCUUAUGUUUCCAUCGCAGAUGAUAGAUCGACUUGCUGAUGAAAAGAUUGUAAAAGAUUUCGUAACACAAUGCAAAAGCUGUACUCAUCCUCAUAUCCGUCCUAACCAAGAGGUUCUAAUAAAACCCGGGGGACAGAUGCGCUGUGCUAUGGCGGGCCAUAGGGCAUCACUGAAGUCGCUAGACCUGAAGCAGGACGGGAAAACGGCGGUUACCUGUUGUGAAAUUGGUGAUGAUGAAAUUCGAACUUGGGAUGUGACACGUGGGAAACUUAUUCGUACAUAUGAUGGAUUAGGAGACAACCCCUUUUCAGUUCACUAUGUAAACAACGACAAUUUCAUAAUGAUAAACUACAUAAAUGUCAUAAAAACAAUCAACGAAUUAGGAGAAGUAAUAUACACCGUUCAACCUCGUUCUCAACAACAUUCACUUGUCGUGGGUGGAACCGGAAACACGUGGUUAGGGUUGUUCCAGGAGCAAAUGGUUGAAUUAUAUGAUGCAAAAAGCGGGGAAUUAAAACACAAGGUUUCUAGCAGCAAUAUGUCGGAUCUAAAUUUUGGUGUCGAUGGAAUUGCGGUGGUUAGACCUAGUUAUAAUUCUAAUGGUUCCAACAAUUACAUGGUGGUGACAGAUUCAACUCAGCAACACAUUUCUGUGUUCAGUCUGAAAAAGAAGUCUUUCGUAUGCACGCGUCAAGUGUUUACAGAUAACGAAAAUGGUGACCCAUACACAGUGGACGCCAUGGUUAUUUCAGCAGAUGAGCGUCAAGUAUGUUAUUGCGAUUGCUUCACAAAUGACCUUCACAUUGCAGACAUUAAUACUCUAAAAGACAACAAGGUGUAUAAAGGCAAUGAAGAUGAUUAUACCUUAAAUUAUCACGUUUCCAAAGACGGAAAAUCUUUGUACUGUGUGUCAAAUAGAGAUAUCUUGAUAUGGGACCUGAAAUCUGGGGAGAGGAAGUACACAUUACAACAUUCUUGCUACGUUAUUGACGCUAGGACCGUGGAUUUCCGAACAAUGGUCACAAUUACAGAGGAUAAAGUUGUCUAUGUUUGGGAUAUGACUCGUCCGGAGAAAAAAGGACAUAAGGAAAAAUUUAACGUUGGUCAUAACGUUUGGAACAUUAUCACCCUUCCUAAUAGUCGUUACGUAGCAGCGCUUUUCAAAAAGACGAGCCAGUCUACGAAUGACUUUGGUCUGAUAGUUUAUGACCUGGUGGACAUGAAAAUUGUUCGACAAGCAAACAUUAUGGAAACACCGGGUGUGUUCGAAUUGAUUGAUGAUGAACACAUUCUGAUGAACAUGGGGAGCAGUAAGAUUAAGAUAGUCAAUAUAAAUACCAUGACAGUGGCGCAUACAUUUCAAGGAAAAAUCCCAAAAGUCGAUGACCCACAAGUCUGUGUUAUUUCUGAUCAUAACAAGGUAGUUAUGCAGACCAAAGGGUCGAGUCAUCUUAAAGUCUAUGAUAUCAACCACGAGGAAACGGAAUGUAUAAUCAAAAAUCCCCUCUCUAAUGAAAGAAUUGAGAAAAUAUACACAAACAAUAAAACUUUGAAAGUUGCCGCUUUGACAGACUACAAGAACAUAAUUGUUUUCAACAUAAGAGACAAGACAACGGAAGUGGUCACGGCGGCUGACGUUAAGGUUGAUGAGCUCGGAGAAAUCGUGGCAGUGGCCUCUUGUGGUGACAAUAUUGUCUUAACGGGUGCAAAAAGUUUUACAAUUCACGAUGAAGUGACUGAAGAAAUUUUGGGUUAUAUUUGGAACUCUAAGAGCGGAAAACUAGUAGCAGAACUCCACGAUAAGGAAUAUCAGAUUAAUUAUGUGUUGAAAGAGAAUCAAAGAGGGUUGUCAAUAUCUGUAGAUGAUGUCAUGUUUAUAACUGACACGUGGUUUCUGACGUCAGACGAUGAUUACAUCAUGCGGGUUUGGGAUAUAAAUACCGGCACCUUGAUGAAGAGACUAACAGGUCACGAGUCAAACAUCGAGAUGUUUUCUAUUACUGACGGCCCUUUAUUUGUGUCUUAUGGAUGUUGGGAGGAAGAAAACGCCAUUAAACUUUGGUCAACUGAAAGUUUGGAAUGCAUUGCUUCGUUCAAGUUAGAUAGUGCGUUUGGAAAAUUAAGGCUGUGCAAGGACGGGUUAACGUUCGUGACAACAGAAAUCAAUCCCUCACGUAUUAUUCACUGGAAGUUACAUGGUGUAGAGGAAAUUGUGGACUUGUCCAAACUUCCCAAGAAAUUUGGUGGAAAGGUUCUGGAAGUAGACCUGGACCUUCAGUCAGUAGAGGAUUAUGAGGAUGAUCCUAAUGAUCCUGACACUGAUAUAGAGGUUAAUGAUGAUGACGACGAUGAAGAAUUCGAGGAAUGUGAUGAGGAGAUAUGAGAGAUUUUUCAUGGUUCAUCUCAAGUGUUAUUCUUAUGUCACAAACAGAUAUUUCUUCCAUACCUACCUCCAUACCUAUACCUCGUUGUCCGAUAUUAAGCUAUACAGAGGUUGUGGUCUCUCUUAUUGUAACAACAAUUGAUGAUACUAAUCAUCUUUAUUAUGUUUAUUAAAGAAUAAAAAAUCAGAAAUAAGGCAAAAUAAGUGACUGAACUUUGUAUAUUUUC